Molecule: messenger RNA, 4113 nt
Organism: Acanthosepion pharaonis
Lineage: Eukaryota; Metazoa; Mollusca; Cephalopoda; Sepiida; Sepiidae
Source: the annotation of a GenBank genome assembly
AUGUCUUUCCUUCCAUCUUUAUUAGUCCCCCGCCCCGCCGGGGAUAUCUCAGACUUUCAUAACUCUUCCUACAACACCGAUCUUUCGUCUGUCCUUUUAAUUUCAUACUAUUUCCAAUCUUUCUUUUCAGUUCUUUCACAUACCUUUCUCGGAGCUUUCCGUCAUUUUAGACUCUCCUAUCUUAGUUCUUUUUUUCACUUCCCACAACAAUUCCUUUUUUCUCUUUUUCUUUUUCGCAGUUUUGAAUCCCCAUCUUGGAUUUUUAUCUCUUUCUUCCGACGCCUCCAUCACAAUUUUCAUUCGUUUUAUGCUUUCUUUUUCGCAGUCUUGAAAGUCCCCCAUCUUGGAUCUUUAUCUCUUUCUUCCUACGCCUCCACCACAACUUUCAUUCCUUUUAUUCUCUUUCUUUUCGCAGUCUUGAAAGUCCCCCAUCUUGGAUCUUUAUCUCUUUCUUCCUACGCCUCCACCACAACUUUCAUUCCUUUUUAUUCUCUUUCUUUUCGCAUCCCCAUCUUGGAUCUUUAUCUCUUUCUUCCUACGCCUCCACCACAACUUUCAUUCCUUUUAUUCUCUUUCUUUUCGCAGUCUUUCAAAGUCCCCAUCUUGGAUCUUUAUCUCUUUCUUCCUACGCCUCCACCACAACUUUCAUUCCUUUUAUUCUCUUUCUUUUUCGCAGUCUUGAAAGUCCCCCAUCUUGGAUCUUUAUCUCUUUCUUCCUACGCCUCCACCACAACUUUCCUUCCUUUUAUUCUCUUUCUUUUUCGCAGUCUUGAAAGUCCCCCAUCUUGGAUCUUUAUCUCUUUCUUCCUACGCCUCCACCACAACUUUCAUUCCUUUUAUUCUCUUUCUUUUUUCGCUUUCUUUUUCCCCAUCUUGGAUCUUUAUCUCUUUCUUCCUACGCCUCCACCACAACUUUCAUUCCUUUUAUUCUCUUUCUUUUUCGCAGUCUUGAAAGUCCCCAUCUUGGAUCUUUAUCUCUUUCUUCCUACGCCUCCCCCACAACUUUCAUUCCUUUUAUUCUCUUUCUUUUUCGCAGUCUUGAAAGUCCCCCAUCUUGGAUCUUUAUCUCUUUCUUCCUACGCCUCCACCACAACUUUCAUUCCUUUUAUUCUCUUUCUUUUUCGCAUCUUGAAAGUCCCCCAUCUUGGAUCUUUAUCUCUUUCUUCCUACGCCUCCACCACAACUUUCAUUCCUUUUAUUCUCUUUCUUUUUCGCAUCUUGAAAGUCCCCAUCUUGGAUCUUUUAUCUCUUUUUCUUCCUACGCCUCCACCCACAACUUUCAUUCCUUUUAUUCUCUUUCUUUUUCGCAGUCUUGAAAGUCCCCAUCUUGGAUCUUUAUCUCUUUCUUCCUACGCCUCCACCACUUUUCAUUCCUUUUAUUCUCUUUCUUUUCGCAGUCUUGAAAGUCCCCCAUCUUGGAUCUUUAUCUCUUUCUUCCCUACCCCACCCCGUCCUCAACUUUCAUUCCUUUUAUUCUCUUUCUUUUUUUCAGUCUUUCCCCCCAUCUUGGAUCUUUCUCUCUUUCUUCCUUUUCCACCACAACUUUCAUUUUUUUUAUUCUCUUUCUUUUUCGCAGUCUUGAAAGUCCCCUUUCUUGGAUCUUUAUCUCUUUCUUCCUUUCCUCCCACCUUUUUCAUUCCUUUUAUUCUCUUUCUUUUCGCAGUCUUGAAAGUCCCCCCAUCUUUCCUCUUUAUUCAUUUUUCUUCCUACGCCUCCACCACAACUUUCUUUCCUUUUCUUCUCUUUCUCUUUUCCUUAUUCUCAGUCUUUUGUCCCCAUCUUGGAUCUUUUUAUCUCUUUCUUCCUACGCCUCCUUCACAACUUUCUUUCCUUUUAUUCUCUUUCUUUUCUUUCCUUGAAAGUCCCCAUCUUGGAUCUUUAUUCUCUUUCUUCCUACGCCUUUUCCACAUCCCUUUCAUUUUCUUUUUUCUUCUUUCUUUUUCCCUCUUUCUUGAAAGUCCCCCAUCUUGGAUCUUUUUCUCUUUCUUCCUACGCCUCCACCACAACUUUCUCUUCCUUUUAUUCUCUUUCUUUUUCCCAGUUCUUUUCAAAGUCCCCCUUCAUCUUUUCUCUUUCCUACGCCUUCUUUUUCAUUCCUUUUUUCCUUUCUUUUCUUUCUUCCUUUUUCCCCCAUCUUUCUUUUUCUCUUUCUUUCCCUUUUUCCCCAUCCUUUUCAUUCUUUUUUUUCUCUUUCUUCCUUUUUUUCUUUUUUCCCCAUCUUGGAUUUCUCUCUUUCUUCCUAUUCUUUUUCAACUUUCUUUUUUAUUCCUUUUCUCUUCAACCAUCUUUCUUCCUUUUUCUCUUUCUUCCUCCUACAUUCCUUUUCUUUUUCAUUCCUUUUAUUCUCUUUCUUUUCCUUUCUUUUCCCCAUCUUGGAUCUUUCUCUUUCUUCCUUUUCCCCAACUUUCAUUCCUUUUAUUCUCUUUCUUUUUCGCAGUCUUGAAAGUCCCCCAUCUUGGAUCUUUAUCUCUUUCUUCCUACGCCUCCACCACAACUUUCAUUCCUUUUAUUCUCUUUUUUUUUCGCAGUCUUGAAAGUCCCCAUCUUUUCCUCUUUAUCUCUUUCUUCCCUACGCCUCCACCACAACUUUCAUUCCUUUUUUCUUUUUUUUCUUUCCCCAUCUUGGAUCUUUUCUCUUUCCUCUCCCCAUCUUGGAUUCUUUUUUCUCUUUUUUCCUACGCUUUUCUCUUUCAACUUUCAUUCCUUUAUUCUCUUUCUUUCUUUCUUUCCUUAUCCCCAUCUUUCUCUUUUAUUUUUUCCCUACGCCUCCCCCCUUUUUUCAUUCCUUUUAUUCUUUUUCCUUUUUCAUUUUCUUCUCUUUCCCCAUCUUUUCUUUAUCUCUUUCUUCCUACGCCUCCCUUUCCUUUCAUUCCUUUUUAUUCUCUUUCUUUUUCCAGUCUUGAAAGUCCCCAUCUUUUCAUCUUUCCUCCUCUUUCUUCCUUUUACUUUUCCACCACAAAAGUCCCCAUCAUUCCUUUUUUCUCUUUCUUUUCGCUUUCUUUAUUCUCCCCAUCUUUUCUCUUAUCCCCAUCUUCAUUUUUCCUUUUCCUUAUCCUUUUCUUUCCCUUUUAUUCUCUUUCUUUUUCAUUCUCCUUUCCUUAUUCUCCCAUCUUUCCUCUUUCUCUCUUUCUUCCUACGCCUCCCCACCUUUUUCAUUCCUUUUUAUUCUCUUUCUUUUUUUUCUUUUCUCUUUUUCCAUCUUGGAUCUUUUCUCUUUUCUUCCUUAUUCUCCCCACAACUUUCAUUCCUUUUCUUCUUUUCUUUUCGCAGUCUUUUUCCCCCAUUUGGAUCUUUAUCUCUUUCUUCCUACGCCUCCUUACAACUUUCUCUCCUUUUAUUCUUUUUCUUUUUCGCAUCUUUCCUUCCCCAUCUUUUUCUUUAUUCUUUUUCCUUUUUCCUCUUUCUUUCUUCCUUUUAUUCUCUUUCUUUUCGCAGUCUUUGUCCCCCAUCUUUUAUUAUCCUUUUUCCUUCAACGCCUUUUUCCUUUUCUUCCUUUUAUUCUCUUUCAUUUUCUCUCUUUUAAGUCCCCAUUCUUUAUUCUUUCUUUACGCCUCUCUUUCUUCCUUUUCUCCUUUUUCUUUCUUAAAGUCCCCAUCUUUUCAUUUCUUUUCCUACGCCUCCUACUUCAUUUUUUUUUUCUCGCUUUUUGAAAGUCCCCAUCUUGGAUCUUUUUCUCUUUUUCCUUACGCCACCCCACAACUUUCUUUUUUCCUUUUUUUUCUCUUUCUUUUUCCCGCAGUUUCUUCCUUUUCCCCCAUCUUGGAUUUUCUCUCUUUUUUCCUACCAUUCUUUACCUUUUCCUUAUCCUCUUUUUCUUCUUUCUUUCUUUCUUUUCGCUUUCUUGAAAGUCCCCAUUCUUUUCUCUUUAUCUCUUUCUUCCUACGCCUCCCCUUUCUUUCAUUUCCUCUUUUUUUUCUCUUUCUUUUCAAUCUCUUCUUCCUUCCCCCUCUCUUGGAUCUUUAUCUCUUUCUUCCUCUUUUUUUAUUUUUCAUUCCUUUUUUUCUCCUUUCUUUUCUCAGUCUUCUCUUCUUUUCCCAUUUUCUCCUUUUCCUUCUUCCUUUCCUUUUUCCCUUUUCAUUCCUUUUUUUCUCUUUCUUUUCCUUCUUUUCUUGA